AGGAGGUGAAAACAGGAAGCGAGCACUCACAAGGAAAUAGUGUCAAAUGUAUCAGAGGCGUCAUGUCUCUUAACGUUGGAUUGAACUGUCCAUUGCAAAGCCAAUGUAAAGAGCAGCGCAGAAGCUGAAUUAAAAUUGCUCCAUCAAGGAAUUCCUUGCUCGUAUGAUGGAAAGGGCGAUGGAGCAAUUAAACGUACAGCUGAACCGGCUGACGCGCUCUUUACGCCGCGCCAGGACAGUGGAGCUCCCUGAAGACAAUGAGACAGCUGUCUACACACUCAUGCCUAUGGUGAUGGCUGAUCAACACAGAUCAGUCUCAGAAUUGCUCUUGAACUCUAAGUUUGAUGUAAACUACGCAUUUGGACGAGUGAAGAGAAGCCUCCUUCAUAUAGCUGCCAACUGUGGGUCAGUGGAGUGUUUGGUCCUCUUAUUGAAGCGAGGCGCAAACCCAAACUACCAAGACAUCUCUGGAUGUACCCCACUCCAUCUGGCAGCAAGAAAUGGGCAGAAGAAGUGCAUGGGUAGACUGUUGGAGUACAAUGCAGAUGUAAACAUCUGCAACAAUGAAGGCCUAACUGCUAUUCACUGGCUGGCGGUUAACGGGAGGACAGAGCUGCUUCAUGACUUGGUGCAGCAUGUAUCUAAUGUGGAUGUGGAGGAUGCCAUGGGUCAGACAGCCCUACAUGUGGCCUGCCAGAACGGACACAAGACCACAGUGCUGUGCCUUCUGGACAGUGGAGCAGACAUCAAUAGGCCCAACGUCUCUGGAGCGACCCCUCUCUACUUCGCUUGCAGCCAUGGCCAGAGGGACACAGCCCAAAUCCUGCUCCUCAGGGGUGCCAAGUACUUGCCGGACAAAAAUGGAGUCACCCCACUUGACCUUUGUGUGCAGGGUGGUUAUGGUGAAACAUGUGAGAUUCUCAUACAGCAUCAUGGGAGGCUGUUUCAGACACUCAUUCAGAUGACACAGAAUGAUGACUUAAAAGAGAAUAUGCUCAGGCAGGUUCUUGAGCAUGUAUCUCAGCAGAAUGACUCCAAUUAUCAGAGAAUCCUUACCAGCUUGGCUGAGGUGGCCACCACAAACGGACACAAGCUGCUCAGUUUGUCUAGUAAUUAUGAGGCCCAAAUGAAGAGUCUGCUCAGAAUAGUGCGGCUCUUCUGCCACGUAUUCCGUUUGGGUCCGUCCUCUCCUAACACUGGCAUUGACCUGGGAUACAAUGGAAACAAAACCCCACGCAGUCAGGUCUUCAAGCCUCUGGAGCUGCUGUGGCAUUCUCUGGAUGAAUGGCUGGUGCUCAUCUCCACAGAGUUGGAUAGGAAAUGUGGAGACACUGACUCUUCUCCAGGGAGUGACAUUGCCUCGCUCAUUCUGAAGCAGCGGGAGGCUGAUCCUUCCAUUGUCGCCGACACCCCUGACCUUCUGUCCUCCUCACUGGAUCCUGAGACGCCCGAGGCUUAUGUAGAUGGUCAGGAUGUGAUCUCCAUGACUGCCAACCGGCUGAGUGCAGUAAUCCAGGCCUUCUAUAUGUGCUGCUCCUGCCAGAUGCCACAGGGCAUGACAUCUCCUCGUUUCAUUGAGUUUGUUUGUAAGCAAGAUGAAGUACUUAAGUGUUUUGUAACCAGGAACCCAAAGAUAAUCUUUAAUCACUUCCAUUUCCUGCUGGAAUGUCCAGAGCUCAUGUCUCGCUUCAUGCACAUAAUCAAAGGCCAGCCGUUUAAGGACAGGUGUGAGUGGUUUUAUGAGCAUCUCCUGGCUGGACAGCCCGACUCUGAUAUGGUCCAUCGGCCCGUCAGUGAGAAUGAUAUUUUACUGAUUCACAGAGAGUCUAUAUUCCGCAGCAGCUGUGAGGUUGUGUCCAAGUUCACCAAUGAGAAGCUCAAGCAGGGCAUUGCCGUACGCUUUCAUGGUGAAGAGGGAAUGGGUCAGGGGGUGGUGAGAGAGUGGUUUGACAUUCUCUCUAAUGAGAUCAUCAAUCCAGACUACGCACUGUUCACACAAUCGGCAGAUGGUACUACAUUUCAACCCAACAGUAACUCCUCUGUCAACCCAGACCAUCUGAACUACUUCCGGUUUGCAGGUCAAAUCCUGGGCCUGGCCCUGUACCACCGCCAGCUGGUGAAUAUAUACUUCACCCGCUCCUUCUAUAAGCACAUACUGGGUAUCCCAGUGAAUUAUCAGGAUGUGUCUUCCAUUGAUCCAGAAUAUGCCAAGAACCUGCAGUGGAUUCUGGACAAUGACAUCAGUGACUUGGGCCUGGAGCUCACGUUUUCUGUGGAGACAGAUGUGUUUGGAGCCAUGGAAGAAGUUCCACUCAAACCAGGUGGAAGUGGCAUUCAGGUCACCCAAGAUAACAAGGAUGAAUAUGUGCAGCUUGUAACAGAGUUGCGGAUGACUCGAGCCAUUCAGCCUCAAAUCAAUGCUUUCCUUCAGGGCUUCCACACCUUUAUUCCUCCAUCACUCAUUCAGCUCUUUGAUGAGUAUGAACUGGAGCUGCUGCUGUCUGGCAUGCCAGAGAUUGAUGUGUUGGACUGGAAGAGAAACACAGAGUAUACAAGUGGCUUUGACCUCGAGGAGCCAGUCAUCCAGUGGUUUUGGGAAGUAGUGGAUGGUCUCACUCAGGAGGAGAGGGUUCUCCUGCUGCAGUUCGUCACUGGGAGUUCCCGUGUACCACAUGGUGGUUUUGCUUUUCUUAUGGGAGGCAGUGGUUUACAGAAGUUCACAAUCGCUGCUGUGCCCUACACAUCCAACUUAUUGCCUACCUCUAGUACCUGUAUCAACAUGCUGAAACUCCCAGAAUACCCCAGCAAGGACGUCCUGCGUGACCGGCUGCUGGUUGCACUGCAUUGUGGAAGCUAUGGUUACACUAUGGCGUGAUGCUUACCUUGCUGUUUUUGGUUGAGACACUUGCUUUAAUAUAGACACACGCAUUUGCGCAAAGGGUUUCAGGGAUAUCCUCUGCAUUCAUUCCUUUGGUACUCGGCAGCCUUUGAUUGAUUUCAUGGUGUUAUUUUAAAUACUCAAAUCUAUAGACAAGGGAAACAUGAGCGAGGGAUGUAUAACAGUAUGUAAUGCUGAAAAUGUGGUAUGUCUGUUUGCCAGGUUGUGCUGCCAGUGUUGUGUGUCAAAGGUUAUUGUAUUUGAAAUUGGGUAUACCAGAGGGUGUGUAUAUGGGUGACCUAUUAAAGGAAAAAUAACAAAGUGUCAUAGUAAGAUGUUGAGCCACCAUGAGUUGCCAGAACAGCUUCAGUGCUUUUUGGCAUAGAUUCCGCAAGUCUCUGAAACUAUACUGGAGGGAUGGGAACCAUUCUGCCAAUGGUGUUUUGAUGAUGAUGCAGAAUGUUGUCCAACACUGUUUAGAAUUUCCCAUAUAAGUGACUGUGAAGGCCAUAGCAUAUGAUUUUUAUAUUCAUCAAAGCAUUCAGUGUGUCCUUGUGCCCUGUGGAUGAGGGCAAAUGGAACAUUUCUAUCCUGCUCUCCUCCAAUAUGACAUCAUUGUGAUCAGUCAGAAUAACUUUGUAUACAUUUGCAGUCACUGUUUCCAGUCACCAGAGGACAAGUGGACCCAAACCAUGCCAGCAAAAUGCCCCCACAGCAUAAUAGCCAUGAUUUUGUUCAUUCAAUUUGUCACUCCUAUGUAAAUGCUAAACAUGCAAGCCAUGUCUGUAUACAUCUGUAUGCUCAUGUAUUUGAAUACAGAAGGAAAGGGGAACUGCAAAAAUAUUGCUGGAAACAAAGUGAGAUUUUCUGAGGGUAUUACUUUACUGAGCAAGGACCUUCAUACUUCUGUAAUAUCUGCUCCAUUGUAGCUUUGUAAUGCUGGUUUGUUUUUCAUAGUCAUAGUUAAAAGUUCUUUAAUAUGUAAAUUUUUUUCAAUGAUUGUGGGCUUUUGAGAAUGCAAAUUGGAAUUAAAAAUUGUGCCAAAAUUUGUUAGAAUAUGUAAAUUAAAGAUAUAGACAAAAAUAUAAGAUAGAAUGUUUGUGUACGCUAGCUACAAGCAUUUUAAGAAAGAUGUCAUUUUAUUUUAUGAAUGCAACAAUUACGUCCAGAGAAGGAAUGGAUAGAAUAGUGUGACCAUAUGUUUGUAUUUCUUAUAAAUUAUCACUGAUUUGGUUGUAUUCUUUUUCCAUUUGUAAAUUGACUGCUUAUUGUAUACACAAACCUGGAGGACCUUUUGCAAAAAUCAUUGAAAUAUUGAAGUAUGUAUUUUAUUAUAUUCAGAGUUUAAUUUAA
Molecule: messenger RNA, 4231 nt
Organism: Ictalurus punctatus (channel catfish)
Lineage: Eukaryota; Metazoa; Chordata; Actinopteri; Siluriformes; Ictaluridae
Gene: hace1
Product: HECT domain and ankyrin repeat containing E3 ubiquitin protein ligase 1
Exons: 24
Coding region: 164-2875 (903 amino acids)
Biological process (GO): positive regulation of protein catabolic process; protein polyubiquitination; proteasome-mediated ubiquitin-dependent protein catabolic process
Cellular component (GO): nucleus
Molecular function (GO): protein binding; ubiquitin-protein transferase activity
Source: RefSeq, a predicted model, not a curated record